AUGGUACGCGCAGUUUUCUCUCUCUGCAUGGAAGACGAAAACCCUGAGAAAGAAGCGCUUGUUGUGGUUGAUAAAGUGGACUGGAAAGGAAGGAAAGCUCUGAAACAUGUACAUGGAGGAAUGAAAACUUCCUUGUUCAUAUUAACGAUGUUUGGGUUCGAGAACUGCGCGACGGUGUCGCUAGCAGUGAACUCGGUGACAUACUUCAAUGGAGUAAUGCAUUUUGACCUGGUUGAGUCUGCUAAUAUGCUCACCAACUACUUGGGCACCAGUUACUUGCUCGCCGUCCUCGUCGCCGUCGUCGCUGACACUUGGUUUGGCAGAUUCAAAGCCGUCAUCGUCUCUGGCUGCUUUGAGUUCCUGGGACUGGCUCUUCUGACAGUUCAAGCACACUACCCACACCUGAAGCCACCACCGUGCGUAAUGUCGGAUCCACGAUCUCAGUGUCAGACUCUCGCCGGCAGCCACAAGGCCCUUCUCUUCGUCGGCCUCUAUCUCUUGGCCUUCGGCAGUUCUGGAGUUAGAGCUUCCCUUCCUUCACAUGGCGCUGAUCAGUUCGACGACAAUGACCCCAAACAAGCAUCCCUAAUGUCCACCUUCUUCAACUAUCUCUUGCUCUCCGCUUCCCUCGGCGGCGCCGUCAGCUUGACUCUCGUCGUCUACGUCCAAGACAACAAAGGCUGGGACUUGGGUUUUGGGAUCGCCACCAUCGCUAUAUUCUUGGGUCUCAUAGUCUUUGCCUCUGGAUUGCCUCUCUAUCGACUUCAGGUUGUUCGAGGAACCAGUGCUAUCAUUGAGAUCAUACAGGUCUUCGUUGCCGCAUUUCGGAACAUGAAUCUUUCCAUUCCCGAAGACCCCGCAGGACUCUACGAGCUUGAACGGCACAACGAAGCUGCCUCGGAAACAGAAGAAUUUUUGCCUCACAGUGACAUUUACAGGUUCCUGGACAAAGCUGCCAUAAAACCCAAACCCACAACAGAAGCUGGGAAUUCUGGAGCUCCAAACCCAUGGAAACUUUGCCGGGUCACCCAAGUGGAGAAUGCCAAGAUCAUCGUAGGCAUGGUCCCAAUAUUCUGCUGCACAAUCAUUAUGACUCUGUGCAUGGCUCAGCUCCAAACCUUCUGCAUCCAACAAGGCCUCACAAUGGACACCCAUGUCUCAAAAUCUUUCAAAAUCCCUCCAGCAUCCCUCCCAAUCAUCCCAGUCGUUUUCAUGAUCAUCAUCGUCCCCGUCUACGACCACAUUGUCGUGCCUCUUCUCCGCAAAAUCACCGGCAUCCCCACUGGAAUCACUCGCUUGCAGCGUGUAGGUGUCGGCCUGAUUCUCUCCUGCAUUUCCAUGGCUAUCUCUGCGGUUAUCGAAGUCAAAAGAAAACAAGUGGCUAGAGAUCACAACAUGCUUGAUGCUAUACCAGUACUUAAUCCAUUGCCCAUGAGCAUAUUCUGGCUUUCCUUUCAGUACUCUGUGUUCGGCAUAGCUGACCUGUUUACCUAUGUGGGGCUGCUUGAGUUCUUCUACUCAGAGGCACCAAAAGCUCUGAAAUCUACAUCAACCUGCUUCCUAUGGAUCUCAAUGGCUCUUGGAUAUUUUCUGAGUACCAUAGUGGUGAAGAGUGUGAAUAGUGCCACCAAGAAUAUCACUAGCAGCGGUGGAUGGUUAGCUGGGAACAAUAUUAAUAGGAACCAUCUGAAUCUCUUUUACUGGUUCCUUUCUUUGGUGAGUUUCAUCGACCUGUGUAUCUAUCUCAUCGUUUCAAGCAGGUACAAGUAUAGGCCUCAAGUUCAGGAAGUCGAAGUCAAACAAGGGGAUUCCAAGGAUUAUUGA
Neltuma alba is the source of this 1824-nucleotide messenger RNA. Its product is annotated as protein NRT1/ PTR FAMILY 4.5-like. NCBI's taxonomy places the organism in Eukaryota, Viridiplantae, Streptophyta, Magnoliopsida, Fabales, Fabaceae. The coding region runs from base 1 to 1824 and encodes 607 amino acids. The transcript is spliced from 6 exons. Gene Ontology annotation, cellular component: membrane. Gene Ontology annotation, molecular function: transmembrane transporter activity. The record is from RefSeq and is a predicted model, not a curated record. Gene Ontology annotation, biological process: transmembrane transport.